UUCCGCAAAGCCGGCACUCGGGCUCCUCCCACCUCCCCCAGCAGCUCAAGUUCACCACCUCGGACUCCUGCGACCGCAUCAAAGAUGAGUUCCAGUUACUGCAAGCACAGUACCACAGCCUCAAGCUGGAGUGUGACAAGCUGGCCAGCGAAAAAUCAGAGAUGCAGCGGCAUUACGUCAUGUACUAUGAGAUGUCCUAUGGCUUGAACAUCGAGAUGCAUAAACAGGCUGAAAUCGUGAAGAGGCUGAAUGGGAUUUGCGCCCAGGUUCUGCCCUAUUUGUCACAGGAGCAUCAGCAACAGGUCCUGGGAGCCAUCGAGAGAGCCAAGCAGGUCACGGCUCCUGAGCUGAACUCCAUCAUCCGACAGCAGCUCCAGGCUCACCAGCUGUCCCAGCUGCAGGCGCUGGCCCUGCCCCUGACACCGCUGCCCGUGGGGCUCCAACCGCCAUCACUCCCUGCAGUCAGCGCGGGCACCGGCCUGCUGUCCCUCUCGGCUCUGGGCUCUCAGGCACACCUCUCUAAGGAGGACAAGAAUGGACAUGAUGGGGACACCCACCAGGAGGAUGACGGCGAGAAGUCGGAUUAGCUCCCGGGGAGGGGGGAGGGGGGAGGGGACACAGGGGAGACAGGCACAGAGAGGGAGCGGUGUUCCGAGGGCCACACAGCACAGAGCUCGGUCGCUACCCAAGCUUCCACCCCCAGUCCUGGUUCCAGCCUGCUUGCCCUGCACCCUGGGCCUAGGGGACCUCAGAGGGACACCCCAGGUUACAGAGGGCAGCAAGAAAUCCCCCACCUGCGACAUUUAUCUGGGUCACCGCCACCAGUCUUGGCCCAGAAUGUACACAAUGCAACUCUAGCUGCCCCUUUCCGCCCUGAGUCCUCCCCGUCCCCCAUCUCUGCUUCCCCACACUGUACACUUGCUAGGUCCAGACACCCCCCCCCCCAACUCACCCAGUCCAGUUCCCUCGCCCACGAAGGAGGGGAACAGAGGAAGUGACAUGAAGGCUUGGGACUGCAGCGGGGGCGGGCACCCACAAACUUCCCUUCUCCCCUUCCCCAAAUAAACAUGAGGGUUCUGAAUUUGGUUUGUUUAUUAUUCCUUUUUUUGCCCCAGUAUUCUAUAGCUUGUCUUCUAAGAAAGGGGAUUUAAAGAAAGAAAAAGAGGAAAGAGUUAAAAGACCGAAGCGCCACGCGUGUAUGUGUAUAUAGUUAGCUUUGGUGUGUCGUCCUGGUCUCCCCACGAAGGGAGAUUGCUGUACUGAGGGUGGGGUCUAGCUGUGCCUUUAAAAUAAAAACAUGAAAAGGUUG
Molecule: messenger RNA, 1309 nt
Organism: Myodes glareolus (Bank vole)
Lineage: Eukaryota; Metazoa; Chordata; Mammalia; Rodentia; Cricetidae
Source: RefSeq, a predicted model, not a curated record